UCAACAAAAUGCUUGCAAGCAUUUAGUCUUGCUUUGGUGAUUAUACUUCAUUUAUUGGUGGUGCUUGCAGUUUGUUUUUGGUGCCCCCAGGUGGUCUGAAAGUCAGAUAGAGCAGCCUUAAUGCACUACACCUACAGAGAAACUGCAAAGGCCAAUAAAGUAUUUUUCAUCUGAAAAUAGGAAUUUCACAUUUUUAGUAGUGUAUGGGUUUAAGUUUAAGGUUGUUGUAAUAGAAGUGUGUGUUGGAUUUGAUUGUUGUUAUUUUGUAGAAUAGUACAGUAAGGGCAGCAAAGUCCAUCUUCUUGUUGUUUUGCUGUGUUUGCUUUCAAGAUUCUAUUCUCUGGAAAAUCUUUGCAUUCCAGAAGGUAUUUAAAAAGCAUCUGAGGACAUUGUUCAUUUGUUCACAGGGAAUAAAAAGCACUCUUCAGUGUUCUGGCUGUCACUUUAAGGGGGCCAUUUCAGACGAAUUGUCCAGUCUCCCGUGUCUUGCUCAGACAGCUCCAGUGUGUGUGAGUGUGAGAGAUCAGGGGGUAUGAGCUGAGAAUAAAGGCGAGCUUCGUGGAGACGGAGCCAGAAGUGUCCAGUUAUUAGCAUGCUGGUCUGGUCACUGCUGCCUCUCUGCUUUAGCACAGUUCUGGUCUGCUAUUGGCUGAUAUUUUUUAGAAUCUUACAGAGGAAGCAUCAAAAAAAAAAAAAAAAAAGACAAAAAAAGAAAAACUACAACAACAGACAAACCUUUGGAGACACCUGCAUUUAUAAGGAUGACAUGCUUUUUUUUGCAACAACAGUGAGAAGAAAAAGAGCAGCAGCCUUUUAUAUUUGUGAAACUAUGGUUUUAUAAAUCUUCAGCUUUGGGAUCAGACUUGGCAGACUUCCUUGCAUCUCUUCUAACUUGACCGUAGCCUGGCGACUGCUGUGGCUUGCUGAUUGUCAAAGGAAGUCUUUCUUGGAAAUAAAAACACUUCAAACUUCUCUCACAUCUCUCGGUCCUUAGCAUUCCUGACUAGAGCAGAGGGAGCUUUGUCCUCUGAAUUACGACACUGGAGAAGUCUUCACGGGAUUGUUUGAAUCUCAGCUUUUCCUCCAAGAUGCUGAACCUCAACUCUCCUGAUGACAACAGCAACAGAAACUCUCUCCAGGACCCAGUGUCGUUGAACGUUGGUGGAGAAAUUUAUACAACAACCCUGGACACUCUGACCCGCUGCCGUGACUCGAUGCUUGGUGCCAUGUUCACCGGACAAAUCCCUGUGCUUAGGGACAACAGAGGAAAUGUCUUCAUAGAUCGUGAUGGCAAAGUGUUUCGAUACAUUCUGAAUUACCUGCGCUCUAGCUCCCUGGACCUGCCAGAUGGCUUUUUAGAUUUCGCACUUCUACGGAGAGAAGCCGAUUUCUUCCAGAUACGCCCUCUGCUGGAGGAGAUCCGCCGCUAUGAGGCUUCAGUGCCUCUCAAUCUAAGAGGAGGGCCAUUAGGAGCCAUGAUUAUUGUCAACAUUGACUCCAAGGUUCGCGUUCUCCACUUUAACUUGCGCCAUGGACCAGAAAACUAUGAGCUUCGCACAUGCUCUGUUCGAGCCUUCACAGUCGACCUCUUUUGUACCUGGAGGGCUUUCCUAGCUCUGCUAUGUGAGCGCUUCUCCUAUAUGACAUCACAGGGUCUCACUAGCCCUCACCCAUGCAGCCCAAGGCAGAACAGGCUAAAACUGGAGUGGGUGCCAAGACCUGAUGAACUCCCUCAGGACCAGUAUGACAAGCAGUGCUACCGGGGACUAACUGUGUCCAAUCCUGAGGCAGCGCAGUCAGAUGACAUCAUGAACAUGCACCUGAGUCCCUGUGAAAUCACAGACAUGCAGGGCUUUGUGGAGGAGUUGUUAAAGGUGUCUCUGGCUGAAGGGUUCAAGGUUGAUCUGGUCACUCCUGACCCAGCAGAGAUUCUUAACUGUACCUCACUUCGACUUGUCAAGUGCUGAGCAAUGGGUUAAACACACUAAAUGCCAUAGAUUCUUUCUAGUCAACACAAAACCUUGUUUCCUUAGGAUUUAAAUGAUUUAAUCAAAUCUUUGAGUUUAGGGUUACAUACAGGUUAUGACUGGGAGAUCACUGAGGAAGUCACACUGUGUCUGUGACCACUCUGUAUUUUCUUCUGUCAUAUUGUUUUCCCAAAUAGUAAGUAAUAAGAUAGUUGAAUCAGAAGUUUACAUUCACU
This is a messenger RNA of Stegastes partitus (bicolor damselfish), 2203 nucleotides long. Its product is annotated as BTB/POZ domain-containing protein KCTD21. The transcript has 2 exons. Gene Ontology annotation, molecular function: protein binding. Lineage: Eukaryota; Metazoa; Chordata; Actinopteri; Pomacentridae. Gene Ontology annotation, biological process: protein homooligomerization. The coding region runs from base 1089 to 1967 and encodes 292 amino acids. The record is from RefSeq and is a predicted model, not a curated record.